Coregonus clupeaformis (lake whitefish) is the source of this 1331-nucleotide messenger RNA. RefSeq names its product transmembrane emp24 domain-containing protein 6-like. Gene Ontology annotation, cellular component: COPII-coated ER to Golgi transport vesicle; Golgi apparatus; endoplasmic reticulum-Golgi intermediate compartment. The transcript is spliced from 4 exons. NCBI's taxonomy places the organism in Eukaryota, Metazoa, Chordata, Actinopteri, Salmoniformes, Salmonidae. The coding region runs from base 107 to 868 and encodes 253 amino acids. The record is from RefSeq and is a predicted model, not a curated record. Gene Ontology annotation, biological process: intracellular protein transport; Golgi organization; endoplasmic reticulum to Golgi vesicle-mediated transport.
UAGUUAAUCAUUUCUUGUCCCACAAGCCACGACACAUCCACACUGGCAGACAGUAGCUAGCUGCAGCUCAUUGCUAUAGAAACUUAUCCUUUCAAGAAGACCAGCCAUGUUAUGUGGGGUAUCCUUAGUUGUGCUCCUGGCUCUAUUGGGUUUGGGGAGUCAGGGUUUGGAUAAUCCCUUGGCGGACCCCCAUCCUGACCUACCAGCGGACAAGGACUUGUUCUGGGGAGCGGACCAGUAUGACUUUGCUGUCGUGCUGCGUGCCUCCGGACUGGAGUGCUUCUGGCACUUUGCACACCAAGGGGAGCGCUUCUACUUUACUUUUAUGGUCCAGUGGGUGACUGGUGUUGGCAAUGACAGACACUUAUCCGUCACUGUCAACUCUCCUAAAGGCUUGCUGUUGUCCAAAAUUGACGAAGCUACGGGUCAAAUCAACUUUAUAGCUGAAGAGACCGGUUUCUAUCAAAUGUGCUUGAGCAACUUCCACAACCGAUUUGGCAGCAUGCAGGUCUUCCUCAACUUUGGGGUGUACUAUGACGGUUCUGAUGACCAACAGAAACAGAAGGAGGAGGAGAAGAAGAUGAAGGAGGAAAUCCAAAAAGAUCUGAACAACACUCUGUCCACCAUAGUGGAGACUUCCCAUCGCGUGGAGGGCUACGUCUUCCACAUGUUUCGACAUUAUAACUUUGGCCGCAUGAGGAGAGGCACCGACUACUACCUCCUCCUCUCCAACUCCAAAUACAUCACCUGGUGGUCUGCGGUCCAGAGUGUGGUCAUUGUCAUGGCGGGCUACCUGCAGCUCUUUUUCCUCAAGAGGCUCUUCAACACCAAGCCCACUACAGAGGCACCAGAGAAACCUCGCUGCUGAGUCCCUGGAUGGUUUUACUAUUCAGUGCCCUCAUGCGCCCUGGUUGGGAUGAAUUCCCUUUUAAUUCAGUCAACCAGUAACAACUCUGUCAACAACAAUUCAGUCAACAAGUGAAUUAAGGAUUCAAUCCGAUCGCCCCGUUUUGGCUAUGUACCUUUUAAAGGCAAUGUUCCUGUAUUUGCGGAGACCGCAUUCAUGGUAAAUGCUGCAUAUGUUGGCUCAAUCUGUAAUGACCUUUGAACUUCAAGUGCGCUAUUAUGCGGAUCUACCGCUGAUCGGAUAAAAUCCUGGCAUUAAAUUCCAUUUCAUCCUGAAUUGACUGAAUUAAUAUCGAAUUGACCCCGACCCUGUUGCUAAUGUUAGUGUUACUAAUGGAAACUGCUCCCUAUAUAUCUAUGUUGGAAUUGAUUAAAGUCUCACACAUUUGACAAAUGUCAUUACACUGCAUAUAUUUGGUGUGGAU